This is a messenger RNA of Arabis nemorensis, 528 nucleotides long. NCBI's taxonomy places the organism in Eukaryota, Viridiplantae, Streptophyta, Magnoliopsida, Brassicales, Brassicaceae. The record is from the annotation of a GenBank genome assembly.
AUGUGUAACAAAAUCUUUAAUGAGAAGAACAACAUUUUCCCAUUUCUCUCUCUAUCGUUACCGCUCUCUUCGAGUUAUUCUUGUUCACUAACAAUUGGAUAUAAGCCUUCUUAUAAGAACCGUGAGAGUCAAGGUGAUGCCCAGGAAAGUACUUGUGGACGCAAGCUUAAUGGGAGGCAAGGGGAGACCGUCAUGAUGGAAGUGAAAGUCCUAGCAGAGACAUCAUAUCAUGAAAGUAAAUGGCCUGAACACUCUCCUAGACAUCGGGUUACUCUAAAAAAGUUUCAUGGGAGGUACUCCGAUGAUGAUUCUUCUGAUGGAGAUGACUAUGGCAGCAGAAAAACGGGUCACAAAUGGAAAUCCAAGGGAGGCACAGAUUCAGAAGUCCACGAGCUGGUGGACGAUGAAAAGGACAGGAGAAACCACAUGAGUUCAAGAAAAUACAACAUGGAAGUGUCAUCAGCUGAUCAAGAGGAGAGUCAUGAACAUGAUAGGGUUCAUACAGGUCGUGAUAAGUCAAGAUAUUAG